AUGGCAAAUUCGCCCUUCCAGAAGUUGAAGGAGAAGUUCCGAAAGCCAAGCACACAGCAGGAGCUUCCAGGCUCAGAUAGUGGUAGUACGCCUCAGCCAGCCGACAACGCACAAUCCCAGCCACCACCAGGGCCGUCAACGAUGAAUCCUUCCACGCCAAUUCCACAGGCUGCUGCGCAAGUCACUGCCACCACGUUGAACAAUGUUGACAGUACAUCGCCAACAGCGAAUGGAGCAUCUUCUGUACAAGUUGCGACUGGUACCAAUGCUCAACCUCCAGCAGCGAAUGGAUCCGUUGCAAACACCCAAAUGGCUGGCAACGCACCAAAUAAUGGCGAUGGGCUCGAUGGUGCGACCCGCUUGUUUCUGCGUCGUAGUCCUGCUGGAUUUCAUAUCACGGAUGUCUCGAGGUUCAUGCAAUCGACUGUGAAACCACCUCCUUCGCAGAACUUUACACUACGAAGAUGUGCAGAAGAUGACAACGACAUUCCCCGAAAUGCUGUCUAUGGGUUCAACAUAUCUCGCGACAAUGAGCGGAUCUGCAAAGCUUGUUUCACCUGGUUUCGCGUUGGUGAGCAUGUCUUUCGGAACCCAGACCACUUUACCGCUUUUCGCCAGCGACCACCUGUACCUUAUCCAUUCCCCGAGGAAAUGCAGCCAUAUAUACACAUGCAAAUGGUGGGACUCACCAUCUGCCUGAUUGUGAGAAACUAUGCUGACUCGCUAAUUGACAGAGAGGGUUCUGUGGACCUGUCUGUCAAAGGGUGGCGAAGCGUCGUCGUUCGGAUAGAAGUAUCAGACGGAUCUGCAAAGAAGCUAAUAAACAUCGGAGUUAUGGAUGGAGAAGGACUUUUGAUCGCAGAGAGGUCCCAGUUCCACCUCCAGGAAUUGCUGUCCUGCCAGCCAAUGAGGUUGACCGCCAGGCAGGCAUGA
Cadophora gregata is the source of this 933-nucleotide messenger RNA. RefSeq lists its product as uncharacterized. The transcript is spliced from 3 exons. The coding region runs from base 1 to 933 and encodes 310 amino acids. The record is from RefSeq and is a predicted model, not a curated record. Lineage: Eukaryota; Fungi; Ascomycota; Leotiomycetes; Helotiales; Ploettnerulaceae.